GAGUUAUAUUUUUUGGUAGGUAACCGGAAAGAAUAUGUUUGAAUAUGCUGCAGCCGGCUGUCUGUUGGAAAAAUCAGAGAGAAGAAGAAACGAAGCGCCUUCGUAAUCCAUGAACCGAUAAGCACGAUGCGUAGCAGAACAAGGCUUAGAAAUUCCAAUUUCUUGGCGAAAAACAUCAAAGUAGCAACCAUAGAAGAAUAUCAACAGUGGGAAGUUCAAUAAGCAAUAUGGUUGAGAGAGUAGAGAUCUCUGAUGGGGAAAACAGCAAUGGAAGUGAUGCCCAGGCUCAAAAUACCUCUCCGUUGUCUUCGCAAAAGUGUUCAUCUUUUGAUUUGAAUGCAGAGGCCAUUAGUGAAGGGGAUGAUAGCACUACAGAUGUUGCCAUUGUUGCCACUGAGGAUGAGACAGGAGAGAAUUCAAGGAAUAAAGAUGGCACUGGAGAGGGCGGUGAACGAACAACUACAGUAAGGCAAUAUGUGCGAUCAAAAAUGCCUCGGCUCCGUUGGACUCCUGAUCUCCACCUUUCUUUCCUGCAUGCCGUGGAAAAACUUGGUGGACAAGAAAGAGCAACUCCUAAAUUAGUUCUUCAGUUGAUGAAUGUAAGAGGGCUAAGCAUUUCUCAUGUAAAAAGCCAUUUGCAGAUGUAUCGAAGUAAGAAGUUGGAUGAGUCUGGGCAAGUUUUAUCUCUGUCAAUCAGGCUAAUGCAAGGGAUGAUUGAUCAAAUUCCUCCAUUGUUCUAUCAAAGGACCAGUCCAUAUCGACAUUUCAGAAUGGAGAACCGAAGUCUUUUACUGGCCAGAAACGCCCAAGAUUCUAACCCACACCCACAGCAGAGUCUAUUCAAUCCACUCUCCCAACAACCAUAUGCUUUUAAGGCAAACCCCUUGAGACACGAAGAGUGGGCCUUCAAUCAGCACACUUCGACUUCACGCCUGUUAGAUUCAAGGGGUGAUGUAUUCAGAGGAAAUGGACCCAUCAGACGCAGCCAAUUUCUUGAAGAAACAAGGUGGCCUCCACGAGAAAUGAGUAGCAACCCAGGAAAGGAUAGAAAACUUCCUGCAAAUAUUUCUUGGGCUAGCAGCAGUAGCUCCCAACCUCUGGCCAAGGCCAACCAAAUUCGGUCCACGUCAAUAUGUCUUGAUGCGGCGUCCUUCACCCUGCAGCAACCUCCGGGAUGGAAUGCCAACACUGGCGCCUCCGACAAGCAGUUUGGUUCCAGUGUGCGUGAUCCCAUAGUCAUCUCCGAUACCUUAGAACCAGAAUUUGAACCUCCAUUUAGGCUUGAGUUACAAAGGUUUCCAACAAUUCAACCCAAGCGUAGUAUAAGAGGAGAGAAGGCGGAGGAGAUAGAAGACAAAGCAAGUUCAAAAAAGAGAAAGAUAACGCCGAAUUUGCAGCUGAGUUUGAGCCACAGCUUGGCAAAUGAGAGCGACAAGGGUGGUGAAAGCACAAAAGAAAUCAAUACCAUGCUUUCUCUUUCAUUGUUGCCAUCUUCAUCGAGGAAACAUGUGCAGCCGGCUCAGCCUAGUGAAAGGCACCUAGAUAUCAUCCAAACCAAAACUAGUUGGCCUUUACAAACAAAUUGCAGCAAGGCCGCAUUGGGGCUGAGUACUUAGGAUCUGACCAUGUCAAUGUGAGCAUAGGAGUGAGAUCCUGUAAGUACUUGUCUUAGAGGCCAUAGGAACAAAUUAAUUAUAUUAGCUGUUUACAAUAUUGUAUUGCCUUGUUAUUUCUUCUUCAUUUUAGGUUUUCUACGGUGCAUGUUUGGAAGCUUGUUACAAUACAAAUGCUUCACCCACUCCACUCAUAGUCCUCAAUUACUGUAGUCUCCUCAUGCGCACUGGCUCAUGAUUUUUUUGCCAAUUAAUUAGGAGUUGUUGCAACUGUUUAUGGGCCAGGUAGCUCGA
Messenger RNA from Nelumbo nucifera (sacred lotus), 1907 nucleotides. RefSeq lists its product as uncharacterized. The record is from RefSeq and is a predicted model, not a curated record. Gene Ontology annotation, molecular function: DNA binding; DNA-binding transcription factor activity. NCBI's taxonomy places the organism in Eukaryota, Viridiplantae, Streptophyta, Magnoliopsida, Proteales, Nelumbonaceae.